CAUCCUUUGAACCUAACACAUAAAAACAAGCAUGUGCAUCGAGGUGGGUUUCAGAGCAUUUCACCAUCACAUCAAAGAGAGAGAUUAGAAGAAAUGUUCUGCCUGAAGAGUUUCACUGCUUUUCUCUCUUACAUGUUCCUCCUCAUUGUCCUGUCAAGUCAUGGCUCUGAGAUUAUUGGUGGGGAAGAAGUGAAGCCCCACUCGCUGCCUUUCAUGGCUCUGUUGGAGAGCAACACUCCAGACUGUGGAGGGAUACUGAUCAAUCCAUCAUGGGUCCUGAGUGCUGCCCACUGUAAAGACAUCAAGAAGGUGUUGCUGGGGGUGCACUCCAUCAAAGCAAAAGAAACAGAUUCCAGGCAGGUCAGGAAGGUUAAGAAGCAUGUUCCUCACCCCUUCUAUGAUGAAAAAGAAAAGGUCAAUGACCUCAUGUUACUCAAGCUCGACAAACUGGUGAAGCAAACCAAAACAGUGACUUGUCUCAAAUUGGGUAACACCAUCAAAGAACCACAAGCUGGCACCACCUGUCUGGUGGCAGGAUGGGGGAAAACAAACAACCGUUCCAACCAAAUGUCAGACGUCCUGAUGGCUGUCAACGUGACUGUGAUCGACAGAGUGAAGUGCAACUCACCUGAAUAUUACAACUUCAAACCUGUUAUCACCGGCGGCAUGAUAUGUGCCGGUUCAGAUGGUAAAAAGAGUGUUGAUUCCUGUCAGGGUGAUUCGGGAGGCCCACUGUUGUGCAAUGGAGUGCUAGUUGGAGUCACUUCUUUCGGACACAAGUGUGGCCUAAUUAAAAAACCUGGAGUGUACUCUUUUCUCUCAGAGAAACAACUCAACUGGAUCAAAAAGACAAUGAAGAAGUCUGAAUUUUAAUUAUCUCCCACUGUUAAUGAUUUUGUAUCUGCAACCACCUUGUGGUGGUAGCCAUGCACACAAUGCUUCAGGCAAAUAUAUAUAUUACAUAUUUUAUAUAUUAAAUCAAAGGAAUAUAUGUGAGUAUGCACUGUAAUGAAUCUAAUACAUUUUGAGUAAAAUGUAAAAUGUUCUUAUACUUCAAAAAUCAACCGUCCACAUAUGUGGACGUGAUGCAAUACUGGAACAGUAACCUGCUACUGUAUCUAUUGUAUUUGUUCAAAGAUGAUGACAGAAUUCCAAUUCAAACUUAUAAUUAAUUAUUAAUUAUUCUUAUAACAUUAUAUACACAACAUAACGCAACCUGAAAAGACAUUAUAUUCCUUGUUGUCAGCUGUGGCAUUAUACCCCUUUUUACUCCUUUUGAAUAAUAAAAUAAUAAUUAAAUUAAUUUUUAUCUUUUUAUCAUAAUUCAUGAAUAAACAUUGAUAUGGGGGUAGGGGGAUGGGGUGUACAUGUCUGCUACUGCUGAAAUAAGACCAUACAAAAGGAAAUCUUUUUUUUAAUCUACACCGAUGAGCCAUCUCUUGAGCAAGAAAGCAAAACACCAAAGUGACAUUAUUCAAUCUGUCAACCAGAGAGAGUCGCCACUUCCUGCGAGAGGCCUCAGCUCAGGUCUUAUGCCUUAUUAGAAAGCCUUAUUAUCUCCUCAUCACUGUGUUCUUACUGCUUGACACCACACCACUGAUAUUUUCUACUGUCAUAAAGGCAGAGACAGAAAUUUAAAAGGCACCUUGUGUUUCCUUUCUCUCUUUCUUAGCUUUCCUCUGAUAAUUAUACCACUGUCAUUACAGUAGCUCCUGAUUUCACUUCUUUCUGGCAUCAUAGGUUUGUGUUUCAGUUCUCUGGUUUCAGGUUGUGUGAGAUCAGUGUUAAAAUUAAAAACAUUUUCUAUGUC
Lates calcarifer (barramundi perch) is the source of this 1810-nucleotide messenger RNA. Its product is annotated as granzyme A. The transcript is spliced from 5 exons. The record is from RefSeq and is a predicted model, not a curated record. Lineage: Eukaryota; Metazoa; Chordata; Actinopteri; Centropomidae. Gene Ontology annotation, biological process: proteolysis. Gene Ontology annotation, molecular function: serine-type endopeptidase activity. The coding region runs from base 94 to 873 and encodes 259 amino acids.